Molecule: messenger RNA, 1275 nt
Organism: Notothenia coriiceps (black rockcod)
Lineage: Eukaryota; Metazoa; Chordata; Actinopteri; Perciformes; Nototheniidae
Product: G2/M phase-specific E3 ubiquitin-protein ligase-like
Exons: 8
Coding region: 128-1168 (346 amino acids)
Molecular function (GO): ubiquitin-protein transferase activity
Source: RefSeq, a predicted model, not a curated record
GAUUGAUGAGGAUUUUGGUCCCAAAGAAACAAACAACGAUUGGAAGCUUAUUAAGGAACCAGCUGAAGCUGCAAACGUUUUCAAAGAGCAUCUUUUAAGGGAACAUGCACCUGGAAAAGCACUGAGAAUGAAGAUGGAUGUAAGGGACUCCGAAGAAGACAGGGAACGGGAACUUCUGUCAUUCUAUAAACAGCAGCAAGAAUGGGCAUGUCCACUUCAUUGUAUUCUUGUUGGUGACGUUGCUGUUGGGGAGGGAGUGAUGCGGUACUUUAUGAAAACAAUAAUAUCCAAACUUCAGUUUGGAUUCAGUCUAGAUCUUGGAGGAAUGGGCCGAACACUGCUAUUUGAGGGUGAACCUGAUCAUCUUGUUCCAGCUGCAUCAGAGGUGCUUAUUGAAAGUGACCUCUUCCGGGUUGCAGGAAGGAUGUUGGCCCACAGCUUUCUGCAUGACGGCCCCCAUGUCACAGGAUUAAGUCCUGCUGUAAUUCAUGUACUGUUCAAUGGGGACCCUGAAACAGCAACUGUUGUUACAGAAGACUGUCCUGAUCUGCACAUCAGGAGCAUCAUAAAGCUGCUUGAACAUGAAGAACUUACACCGGAACAGAAGGACGCCGUUUCAGAUCUUUCAAUGUCCUGGGAUCUCCCAACAGUCACCAAAACAAAUCGGAGAUGGCUACAUAACAAACUUCUACUCCAUGCAGUUAUUGGGAGGACCAUGUGCCAAAUCAAACAGUUGAGAAAAGGACUGAAAGAUGUGAUGGUAUGGCCCCUGUUGACAUCUAGGCCAGAUGUUGUCCCUCUUCUUCUCCCCAAAAUGGCUGAAAUGCAGUUCACACCACAGAUGCUUCUAGACAAAAUCACAUGGCCACUUGAGGACAGUGCUGAUGAAGACUUUGACAUAGAGUCUACGUGCCGCAUCACUGGAUUUCUAAGGAUGUUCAUUGAAACAGCUUCAUCGGCUACACUGGUCCAGCUGCUGACGUUCUGGGUUGGCUGGGAGAAGCUUCCUCCUGAACUGAAAGUGGAGAUUUCUGGUGGAACCCUUCCUACAUCCUCCACAUGCUUUGAAACACUAAAGCUGCCAGCCCAUUUCAAAACAUUCAUGGACUUUGAGAAAGCACUCGUCUCUGCCAUAAAUAGUGUUCAGACUGGAUUUGGACUUGUUUAAGUGUUUUUCGGACAGAUGUGCACUGUGCAGUUGGUCAGGUCAAUUGACACAAGUUCAGUGUCUUUGAAAACAAACAGUGAACAUACUGUGUCCAGUAGUUGACAAUU